Gavialis gangeticus (Gharial) is the source of this 3452-nucleotide messenger RNA. RefSeq names its product CD34 molecule (gene CD34). Bases 222 to 1379 code for a protein of 385 amino acids. The transcript has 8 exons. Gene Ontology annotation, cellular component: membrane. The record is from RefSeq and is a predicted model, not a curated record. Gene Ontology annotation, biological process: cell-matrix adhesion. Lineage: Eukaryota; Metazoa; Chordata; Crocodylia; Gavialidae.
GAUCAAACUUCAGGCAAACUCCACCUCAGUCUUGAAGCAGAAGCACAACCUCUGUGAAGGAAUAUCCACCCCUUGGCUUGCUGAUCGCCAAGACUGGAGCUACAGGAAAGCUGCACGCAGCCUCAAUAAUAGCAGGACUCGAAAACUCAAGAUUACUCAGAGCAACAUACAGUUUUAAUUGAGAGCCACAAGCAGGGACGUUUUUGGGAAGCUUCAGAGCAAUGAAGAGGAAGCAGCUUUUCUGGGCAGCUCUCUGUGCUCUGAGCCUGCUUGAGGUAGUUUCUGGUGACACAGACACCAAUGGCACUUCAAAAGCAAAGACCUCUGCCACAAAUGCAACGUUUACUAUAACUUCCCUGGUGAUGCCACCAGAAACAGCUGAUGGUAAUACGACAAAGGCAGGCCCAGAAGAUGCAACGCCCAGCAGUCCUGCAGGAACUUUAGCACCACCGACUGCAAAAAACAUAUCGAUAAAUGGAACUACUUUGAAAACGGUCAACGUGACUGAAGCCCCCAGCCCACCACCCACCACAGAGUGCAGCUAUGAGGGCAGCAAUGCAACAGAGCCUCGGGCUACAAAUAUAUCUUCCACUCAACAGCUAGAAGUAUCAUCUUUUUCCACCAUGACACUGCCAAACACAACUCUGAAAUCAGCCUGGACUGCUACUCCUGGCAGCACAAAGCACACUGUUUCCUCCGUUACCAUAAGCCCAGGAAACGAAAUUAGUAAUGGAACAGAGAGCAUCACGUGCCACAGGGUCAAGCACGUGACGAAACCUCAUGUGAUAUGCCUGCAACUCAACGCAUCCUACACGUGUGAUCAUUUUAAAGCGAAGGUGGGAAGGAGAUUGUGGCAGCUGCUUUGUAAUGACUUCUUGGCCUUGCACCCUACUUCUCCCUGCCAUGUUGAACUGGCUAAAUCGGAGGUGAAACCCUACUGCAUGCUGCUCAUCCUAGGGGACACUGCAGAUGCAAAAGCAGUCCUAAACCACCUCAAGAUUUCAGAGCCUGAUUUGAAAGAGCUCGGUAUAGAAUCCUACAAGAAGGAGGAGGUCUGGAAUCACCAGGACUUUUCCCGGAAGACGCUGAUUGCCUUGGUCACAUCUGGACUCUUGGUGGCGAUUUUGGGUUUGGCUGCAUACUUCCUUAUGAAACGACGGAGCUGGAGCCCCAUGAGAGAGAGGCUGGGCGAAGACCCCUAUUACAUGGAAAACAGCAGCCAGGGAAACACGCUGAUCUCCGUGGGUGCCCACGAGCAGCCGGAGCCGCAGGAGAAGCCGAAUCUCAAGGGAGGAGCUCAGGAGAACGGGACUGGCCAGACGGCCUCAAAAAACGGACGCUCUGCCAGGCCUCACGUUCUCGCCGACACGGAGAUGUGAUGUGCGCCAGGGCAAAGGCCUCUUCAGCAUGGUUUGAAAGGGGAGGGGGGGAAGAGGGGAGGCAAGCAAGGACAGGACCCCCCCCGGCCAGGCCGGGAAUUAUACACCUUUUCUCUACAAUGAACUCGAAAGCUGCAGUCUACACAGCGCUCUGCCCCAUUGGUGAUGCAGCUCUGCAUGGUACAGGGCAGCACUGCUGAAGCCUGGCGCUGCCCAGGGCUUAGGGCAGGACUAGGGUGGGGCUAUCUAUGGACCUGGUUUUGCUCUUCCAGUGGCCAAGAGCAGGAUGGGGUGGACUUAGAACGACCCAGUAUCCAAAUCCCUUAAGCAAGGGGGGUGGGGGGCGUGCCAAAACCCAGGGGCAGCGUUAGCAUCCCAAGAAAUCAGCUCAGCACAGGGGAGGUGAAGGGAGGCCACAAGCUGGCAUCCACGUAUGGGUUCAACCCCUCUUGAGCAGGUUGAGUGUUAUCUCUGUCCCUCCAACACACGUUGCUCUUAAUUAACCAGGCUGCAGCGUGUGGGGAUGCGGCCUCCCUCACCUUCCUCUGGACACAGGUGUCUACCACUGCUGCCAAGGGGUGAGCACAAGCCACCAAAAGCUGGAUCCAGACCUCAAACAACUCCAAAUCCAGGGAAAGCAUUUGGACCCUUGAUCGCAUUGGUAUCUGAUCUAGUGUUUUGGGGUGUUUGGAUGGGAUGGUUUGUUUUCACCUCAUCUCUGUAUUAAAUGCAUCUUUCUUUCUUCCCUCAAGAACACGAGUAAAUUAAUUCCCCUUCUUGUGCCUUAUAUCCUUCAUUUCACAUGUUUAAUGCUGUCGUGGAGUUUGCUGAUGUUGUAUGUUAAUUUUCCAUAUCUGGCCUGCCGCUCAAGUGGGAAUAGUCUCGGCUGAAUGGUUUCUUUUCUUUCCGUCCUACCAGUCUGUGUGCUGUUGUUCAGCCAUGAGCCCUCUGGUUUCUCACUCCUGAUCUUUGCCCCUCUGUAUUCAAGGAGGGGGGUUGCAUAAGAAAUCGAUGGGAAGGCUUUUCUCUCUUUAGCCAUAAGAAACAAAUGAAAAAGAGCAGUCAACCAUUACCGGUAAGUCUGCUGGCUGAAAACAAGCCCCACCUGGUCAUGGACUGGAGUUGUACCAGAUGAGAAAGGGCCUUAAGUCAAGCCCAUUUAGCUUGGUUCAAGUGAGGGAGCUGAAUCGGGCAUACAGAAGCCCACAGGAGCCUCUAAAAGGUAUGAAACUAUUAAAAGGAAGAGGGACUUCAUUGUAGAAAUUAGGUGCAGAUGGCUGGCUCAGGGGACUUUGACCUCAAGGCCACUGAUUCUGGCAAAGCCCAGGCAGUAGGUGGCUAAAAACAUUUGCUGUAGGAUCCAGUUAUUGGUGGCCAGCAGAUGAGGAGCUGGAGAUGGGUCAUAGCCAACAUGUAUCCCCAUCACUGCUAGCUCCAGGAUGGUCUGGCCCUUGGCACAGGGGCUGGGCCUGGAAAGCUGAGCUGGUGAAGGUCAUCACCCUUUUUUAUCAAGAGUUGGACACAUCUGCAACUGGGAUACAGGGGAAGGCAGCUUGGGCUUUCCUAGGUUUUGUGCUUUAUGAUUAUUCCACACUGUGUUUGAAGAGGAUGAUGUUAUUUCUGGGGCUGUCAACCAGGCCUUUGUCACUGGUUCUAAAGUCACUUCAAAUAUAUUUAAAAAACCCCACAUUUUUAAAGGUUGUGUUUGUUUUUGCCGUUUUUUGUUUUGUUUUUUUUUACAUAGCAGCUUUUAAUUGAAGCCAGUAAAAAGAGCAAAGCGCUGAACCCAGCUUCCCUGCUUUAUUCUUGCAAAACAAUGGACUUUUUUUUUUGCAGUUGCUAGUGGGGAAAAAAGUCCAGCUCUGUUAAAUGCCAAGAUGACAGGAGGCCACGAUGACCAUUAAGAAGUUGUUUUCCAGUUCAAAACCGCGUGAGCCGAAAGUGUUUCUUCUCUUUUGCAUGCAUGCCCUCACUCUCCUAGGCUUUCAAUGAAUGGGAUUUUGGAGCGAGUGGAAAGCAUGUAUCAAAUAUUAAAAAGCAAUGACUUUUUCAGAAUUAAACUCUUAAACCUUA